AUGUUAACUGAACAAUGGAUGAAUUUUCACACCAAGAUUGAAUACGACAACUCCAACACAAUGUCCUCCAGUGAAGUGUCGGUGUCUUGUUGCUUAGCAACCGCAUCGGCUGUGUUUGAAUCCAUGGAUGAAGAUGGAGAGGACUUGGAUGAUGAAGAAAGAGGAAUUCUCAUCAGACGUAUAAUAUAAAUCUGUAGCCAUGGGGAACAGCAUGACUCCGGAGCAAAGGGAUGUUGCUCUCAGUGAGGCAGCGGAGGGAGGGAUGGUGAAAAAGGUGGACUCCUUGCUGAAGAGAGGAGCAAAUCCCAACCGAAAGUUUAGUGAAAGAAGAUCAAGGACGUCGUUACAUACAGCAGCUAAGACGAAGAAUAAUGUCAACGUGUUAACCAAGUUAUUGCAGCAUAUAAAAGAUGUCGAUGAAACCGACGAAGACGGAAACACGGCACUCCACCUAGCGGCUGGUUAUUAUAACAAUAUAUCAUUCGUUGAAACUUUGCUAAAUGCUGGACCAAACUGCAAAAUACAAAAUAAAAACGGGGAAACUGCUUUGCACAGCGCUAUUAACGGUGGAAAUGAAUGGAAAAUUAUUGAGCUUCUUCUACGAGCUGAAUCCGAUCCGAACGUGGCAGAUUUUAACGGAAAUACACCUCUACACUUGUGCGCCUCCAAGCGGGGAGUUGAUCCAAUGUUACCAGGGAUGUUGUUACGAUUUGCGGCGAAUCCCAACUUGAAAAAUGAAGACGGUCAAACCGCUCUACACGUCGCGUCGAAAACUGGAAACAAAUCUGUUCUACUUUUGCUCAAAUUCCAUGCAAAGGUUCGAAUACGUGACAAAGAUGGAAAAAAGGCUUCAGAAAUUGCAGCAACCGAUGAUAUUCGGGAAAUACUUUUAUGCGAAGAACGAGAACUUGAAGAAAGAACGACUCGCCAAUCACAAUCUUCGUUGACUCGUACGUCAUCACGUGCGUCACAAAGCUCUGAUGACGUUACAGGGAAAACCCCAACAUACUAUUUAAACGGGGAAGCAAGUUGGGCGGAACUACAGAACGAUUGGAAGGGCUCAGGGGGUGAUGGUGUUAUACAUCUUCCUGAUAAAUCCGACAUUGUUGUUCCCCCUCAAUCCGUUCCUUAUGGCACAACAGUGAAGUUAAACAUUACGCCAAGUAAGAAACAAGACAGCAAUGUUGAAACCGAAGAUGAAAUUCCCGAGUUCGAUUUCGAUCUUUAUAAUUUCGAAAUUGAUAUUAAAUUAGACUUGCCAGGCAUAGUGAUGUCCCAGUCGUGGACGUCCGACUCGCAAAUCCUACCAAGUCAUUCCUCAUCUACGUCAUCUCCAGCAGCAUUUACCGGAAUGUGCAUGGAAGGCCGGAACCGGUGGAAAUCAACCCGCGAGGUGGCGUGCAAGCGCGACGGAAUGGUCGCAAUGCAUUUUAGGUUAAGCAGGGAAAAGUCGACGCCUCUUUCAUACAAGGAACCUCCUCCAAAGCAAAGAUCCGCUAUUGAAGUAGACGUCACACGUCCAACACGCAAUGGAAGAUUCUCACCGGAAAUUCAAAACAUGCGGUAUCUCAAUCUGGAUGACAUCGGCCCCGCAGUGGAGCUAGAGAGUCAAUCUCCAUCGCUGACGUCAUCAGAUGACGAAUCGGACAUUGAUGACGUAGGUGAAGAUAAUACGAUGUCUAUGUACAGAGAAGGUGAUAUGUUCGAGGAGGAACCGCCUCGUGCUGACGUCAUAACAACGUAUGAUGACGUCACUGCUAUGGAGGAAGAGAAACACGAUGCGUAUGAUCGAUUAAACAACAUUGAAUAUUACGGGAAUUUUGCUCCGAAAGAGGAAGAAGAGCAAGUAAUGAGAUAUGACCAACAUCCGAUUGAUCCUGCUCUGGACACGAUCCCGGAGGAGACGAAUUCGAUCACCGAGUUUUACGAAAAUCCAACGUCCUCUUCUGGAUCCUCGGAAGUUGAUCCUGUACUUUCCGAUGACGACGACAUCAACUUUGACGUCACACUGGAUGACGUAGACAGCUUCCAGAACGCGAUGAAAGAAAAAAAUUCGAACGGGGCCGCGUUACAAAUUUAUCAGUAAAACGUCGAAACAAUAUAAACGCAAAAUGUAUUUAAUGUUCUGGUGCUGUUGGUACCGGGCAAAAUAUAUAGUAGGUUGGGGUAAGAUGGUCCAUGAUUAAUUCUCUUUUGUCGUUCCAUUUGGUAGUAAUCUAAGAACUUUCACAGCAUCAUUUAAACAUAUCCUCAUGACUCUAAAAUAUUGUUAAUUGCUGUUAAUUUCUCAAAAGACGAUUAGGAAACAUUGGAUAUUAUGUGCUAACAGUAUCUAUCUUACCCCACAGUACUAUACUUGUAUUACCUAUAACUGCCGAAUAUGUUUAAUAUUCCACAUUAUUAAGUAACAAACCUCUUGUAAAUAUUAUGAUGUUUUUGCACAUGUUUUUUUGUAGUUUUUAUUUUUAUUGGUAAAAACCCUUUGGUGCAUUUAUGGCCACUAAUACGACCAUUUGUUCUUACCAAUCUUCGCAACAAUACUUCCCAAUUAAAGCUGUAAAAUUAUAUAAUUUACGCUAAGGCUGGAUUUCUAGAACUUCUGAAAUUAGUUGAUUCAGAUAACAAGGCAAUUAUAUUAUUCCAACCUACGAUUUUAAAGUUUUCGCCACUCAAAAAACGCCUGGUAAACUUAAAAAAAUAUAUCGUUUUCAUAACAAUCCAGUCGGUUCCGGUUGAAAUACGGUUUUUGUUUAUGUACAUACAUAAAACUUGUGAAGACGUGUAUAUUUUUACAACUUUUUUUCAUAUCUUCAAAGUUUUUUAGUAUGAGAGUUCGUUUUAAUUUGGUAAAAUGCAAAUUAUUUUGUAAUUUAAAAUCGUUCAAAAUAUUGUUAUCUAGAUUUAUAUUAAAUAUCUGCUUUUUCGAUAUUGUCAUUAGCAUUUGUUCAUAAUAUGUUUCAGGUACAGAGUAGUAUAUCUAUUAAUACA
Molecule: messenger RNA, 2988 nt
Organism: Ciona intestinalis (vase tunicate)
Lineage: Eukaryota; Metazoa; Chordata; Ascidiacea; Phlebobranchia; Cionidae
Source: RefSeq, a predicted model, not a curated record